This is a messenger RNA of Trichechus manatus latirostris (Florida manatee), 1378 nucleotides long. RefSeq names its product ring finger and SPRY domain containing 1 (gene RSPRY1). The coding region runs from base 604 to 954 and encodes 116 amino acids. Lineage: Eukaryota; Metazoa; Chordata; Mammalia; Sirenia; Trichechidae. The record is from RefSeq and is a predicted model, not a curated record. The transcript has 2 exons.
GGAGGGUGGCAGGAAUGGUAAAGGUCUUUCCCUCUCUCUGGAGACCGACCAAGUGUCCCAGACGGAAGAUUCAGCUGCUUCUGGGCUUAGUGCGGGGACCCACCCCACCAGCACCCUCUGCAUGAUUUGGAUUAGACAAAUCCUGCCUGUUGCCUCAGUUUCCUUGUCUUUGAUGGGGGAGACACGCAGAGAUGGUCCGCUCAGACUCUGAGAUCCUAUCCUGGACAGUGGUGUAGCUGUCUGAGGCUGCUGCCCCUGAAGUGUUGUACUUUGAACUUUUAAGGGUUGAAAGUGCCUAUUAUUGACUGAGUAGAGUCCUGCUGUUUUCCAGGGCCCUCAUCUACCAUUUGCUGUCCGUAUACAAGUGACUUAAUCGCAGUCUCAUUGGGUCUCUUGUGUAAAGUAUGCAGUGUGUGAAAAUAUGAACUACAGGCUGUGUGGAAGUAAGAACUGCCACUAGAUGACUAGUAUCCCUUGUAGUUGAUAAUGUUGCAUAUCAACUCUGCAACUUUCUUUGGUGUUCAGUCGUUAAAAACAAAUAGGAUGAAAGUUCCUCAACUCCAGAUUAUGAAAACGGUACUUGGAAAACUGAAAACUAUCUAAAUGAUUGUCUUUGGUUGGGCCGUGUUCUUAGCGAGCAGAAGCCUUGGCCAGGGUCUGCUGUUGACUCUUGAGGAACACAUAGCCCGCUUCCUGGGGACGAGAGGCACCACUACCAUGGGCAAUUCCUGUAUCUGCCGUGAUGACAGUGGAGCAGAAGAUAGUGUUGACACUCAGCAGCAACAGUCUGAAAACAGUGCAGUACCCACUGCUGACACAAGGAGCCAGCCCCGGGACCCUGUUCGGCCACCGAGGAGGGGCCGAGGACCGCAUGAGCCGAGGAGAAAAAAACAAAAUGUGGAUGGGCUGGUGCUGGACACACUGGCAGUAAUACGAACUCUUGUAGAUAAGUAAGUAUCUGACUAACAGUCACCUCCUAUAUGAUUUGAAAAGUGUUCUGCCAGGAACCAUGACUUCUGGACUCCAUCAGUUCACUAGGGAUAUAUUUGCCAAGCCUUGUGCUCGUACAGCAAGUGGGAAUAUUUUAUUUCUCUUCUGAUCACAAAGUAAAUUAUAAGAUUUUAUAUUUUUACUUGGUAAUAUCUACACUUGUCUGGAAAUGUCCAAACAUUUCUGUAGCAAAAAAUGCUAAUUAAAGCUAAAAUCUUCACUAGAGGCUAUGGUAAGAAAUGGACUGAGAUUGUGUUGUUAGCUACAUAGGAAAUGGUUGUAUGACGACUUACUGUCAUUGUGCUUGUCCAUCUGUUCCACUGACCAGAGGUUCAAGAUGAAUUGUUUAUAAGAGCAUGGCUGCGCACAACUUCUGUUGGCAGCCUAA